CCCCAUUCCUCUACUCUCCAACUCUGCACUCGGAACUCAACGCACUGAGAGGCAGAACGAGGUCGCCCGUCUUCAGCUGCCAAGAUAGAGUCCGCCGAUCGGAAGAGGAAGAGACCGUCGUCAGCCUCAUCGGCCGAUCCAGCCGCCGCCAAGCCCAACAGCCUGAGGGACAACAAGCACAGGGCGAAGGCCAAGAUGUCGUCGGCGAAUCAGGUCCGCGCGUCGCACAUCCUCAUCAAGCACGAGGGCUCCCGGAGGAAGGCCUCGUGGAAGGAUCCCGAGGGCAGGGUCAUCCGCAGCACCACCCGCGAGAGCGCCCUCUCGCAGCUCAAGGCCCUCAGGGAGGACAUCGUCUCCGGCAAGGCCAAGUUCGACGACCUCGCCUCUCGCUUCUCCGACUGCAGCUCCGCCAAGCGCGGCGGCGAUCUGGGUCCUUUUGGGCGAGGCCAGAUGCAGAAACCUUUUGAGGAAGCAACUUAUGCUCUCAAGGUCGGCGAGAUUAGCGACAUUGUCGAUACUGACAGUGGCGUUCACAUCAUAAUGAGGACUGGCUAAAACAUAGUUGGAGUGCGGAGAAGAUAAAGUAUAUUUGCUUGGGAUUCUGGUUGAUAUGGUAUUUGACUAUUCGGAGCAUGUUGCCAUGAUUUACCCGUUCCAUGCCUCCUCUAUGUCAUUGCAAUUGCAUAAACUGUUCUGCGGAAACAUUCGCCUGUCAUAAACUUUUGGAUGCUUGUUGGAUUGUUUCUCGUAAUAAGAGUGAUAAGUUUCUCGAGCGGACUUGGUUUU
Molecule: messenger RNA, 786 nt
Organism: Rhodamnia argentea
Lineage: Eukaryota; Viridiplantae; Streptophyta; Magnoliopsida; Myrtales; Myrtaceae
Product: peptidyl-prolyl cis-trans isomerase Pin1
Exons: 2
Coding region: 196-555 (119 amino acids)
Cellular component (GO): cytosol; nucleus
Molecular function (GO): peptidyl-prolyl cis-trans isomerase activity
Source: RefSeq, a predicted model, not a curated record